AAGAGGCGAUGUUUGAGGCGAUUGGAAAACGGUUACAAUUCAUGCAAUGGCUCACCACGAUCUUGGUGGUUGAGCAUGAUUCUGAUGGCGAGGAGUGGUACAACAACCCAUGUUCUACCCACACGAUGCCCUGUUUCUCCAUGUUCAGAAUAAUUUCUCAACAUGAUGACGUAUUACGCAAGAGAUCAAGGAGAAGUGUCUAUAAAAGAGAAUGGAACUUCUACCUUCUUCGUACUAUUGCUGAAUUCCUUUCAGAAUAUCUACAUUAUUUUCUCAAGCAAAAUACGCAAAACACGAUGACAGACAAUCUCAGACGUGCCAUGCAAGACAUCGACUUAGGAAGUGAGGACGCUCCCUUUGUUCUUCCCCCUGACGUGGUGAGACAAGCAGCGGCAGAGAAUCGUUUCAUCCUUAUUGGACGCCCCUCUAUGCCUCGUCGACAAAAUUUGCGCAAUCUUGUUGCCACCAUGCCUCGGGUUUGGGGUUUGGAAGGACUUGCCCGUGGUCGUGUUAUAGAAGGGAGAAGAUUCCAAUUUGUUUUCCCUUCUGAGGAAGCGAUGGAUACGGUGGUUCGACGUGGGCCUUGGGCGUAUGCAGACAGGAUGAUUGUCCUUCAACGGUGGACCCCUCUGAUGGACAUGGCGUUGCUUAAUUUUAUCCCGUUCUGGAUCCAAGUGAGGGGUAUUCCGCUCCAGUACAUGAACCGGGAAGUGAUUCUGCAUAUUGCUCGUGCUAUGGAUCAUCAAUAUAUCCAGAUGGAGUAUAAUGAAGAAACAGGGGGCCGGAUGGAGUUUGUGCGGUUUCGGCUUAACUGGGACAUUACAAGACCACUCAAGUUUCAGAGGAACUUCCAGUUUACUCCUGGUGUAAAUACUCUUCUUCGUUUUCAGUAUGAGCGAUUGAGAGGUUUCUGCGAAGUUUGUGGCCUUAUCACACAUGAUUCGGGUCGCUGUUUAAUUCAGAAUGGAGGACCUGAGGAAGGGCCAGACGAUGGAGAUGAUGGAGCAGAUGAUCAUAUGAAUGAGGCUGAACAUCAGGGCAACCCUGGAGUACAUAUUGAAGAAAUCAAUGAGGAGGAAGGGAACGAGGUAGAUCAAGAUCAUUUACCUGCAGCGCAAGAAGAGCACCAGCCUGCUGAGAUCCAAAGGCCUGAAGAUGAAGUGACUGGAGAAGUAAUGAGUCCAGAAGAAGAGCCACGUGAUGAUGAUUGGAUGUGGGCUGGUGUAGCUAUGCCCACCAUGUAUUCUGACGAUAUCAACUCAGAAGAAAUGUUCUCUAUUUCUCCGUUUGCAGAACGCUCCGAUGGUCGUGUUGCUCUGAAGAGAAAGACAUGGUUAGAAUCAGCAAAUGAUAAUAACUCCAAGUUCAGGCGUAUUGAGAAAGGGGAAUCAAGUGCUGCGCAGGGUGGAAAGAAAGAGGUUAUGUCACAGCAGAGAGUACAAGAAGGAACUGCAGAAACACAGUCUGAUGGCAACAUAUUGAGAGGCACGGUGGGCCCUGAACCACCACUGGCGCCAUGAGGACAGCCUGCUGGAACUGUCGAGGUCUAGGCAAUGACUCGACAGUUCGACGCCUAAAAGAGAUACAUAAAAAGUAUCUCUUGGACAUCAUCUGCCUUUCAGAGACAAAGCAAGGAAACGAUCUAGUGCGAGAUGUUGGGGCACAACUCGGUUUCCAAAAUUAUGUUUCGGUUCCUCCUAAUGGUAGUAGUGGUGGUCUUGUUAUCUUUUGGAACCACAAUGU
This is a messenger RNA of Brassica rapa (field mustard), 1743 nucleotides long. RefSeq lists its product as uncharacterized. The record is from RefSeq and is a predicted model, not a curated record. NCBI's taxonomy places the organism in Eukaryota, Viridiplantae, Streptophyta, Magnoliopsida, Brassicales, Brassicaceae.